This is a messenger RNA of Cryptomeria japonica (Japanese cedar), 2724 nucleotides long. RefSeq lists its product as uncharacterized. The coding region runs from base 1030 to 2577 and encodes 515 amino acids. NCBI's taxonomy places the organism in Eukaryota, Viridiplantae, Streptophyta, Pinopsida, Cupressales, Cupressaceae. The transcript has 4 exons. The record is from RefSeq and is a predicted model, not a curated record.
AAAAGGGUCUGAAAGCGCAGCAUAGAAUGGGAAAAUGUAACUGAAAUUCCGUUGAAAGGAAGGAAUAUAGCGUACAAUCUGCCCCAUAAAGAGUGGCAGUCUCGUCAGAAUUCUGACGAGAGGAGUGGAGAAUCGUGUUCUCCGUGCUCUCGGCUUUCGACUAAUAUGACUCUGGACUGGUUUCGGGGAGAUUUGCCAGGGGAAGGUUUGUAAGUGGCGCUGUUGCUGUAAAUUCUCUGAAUCAGAGACAGCAUUCGGAUUCGCCGUAAAUGCUGAGAGGAAGAGCAAAGAAUCGUGGUCUCCGUGUCUUUUGCGUUCGCUUGAGGGGUUUCUUGAGAGAUUUGGUGAAGAAUUUCUCGGCGCUUUCGAGCUUUGAAAGGUUUAAUGGCAGCUCUGGCCGUACUUGUUGAAUAGUGUCAGUGUUUGCGGUGUUCUUUUUGGCUUGGAGAUUUUCUCGGAACUUUAAAUCUUGGAAGCUUUUUCGGUGGUUCGUAUACGAGCCAGUACGGAAGGCUUUGCGGGUUGCGACUUUUUUUUGGUUUGAUUUUGCAUUGACCGAUGCUGGUAUCGUAAUUUGAACCGGCGAAACGCUGAAUACGGAGUUUAUAUAAUCCAGAGAGGAAAAUUCAGGAAUGAGAAAGGAAGUUGUGGAGAAUGACGAGCAUUUCGUAAAAAGCAGUUGGAGAAUUUGCAGCGAAUUCUGUUGAUGGUGCAUCAAAAUUUAUGUAGGCUAUUUUUCUGUGCGGACAGCAAACGUUUUGUAGGUUUAUACUAACGGCAGACUGUUACACUUCACUGACAGUUUCAGUUUUACGGGAUUUUCCUUGGUAAAUAAAAGCGUUUGAAGUAAAAUUUUGGAGAUCUACUGUAUUCUUUUGGAAUAUUUUAGCCCCGGGUAUGGGUUUGUCUGUAGAUUUUGACACAGAUGCUUGCAAGUGACGAGGUUUGCGUCAGGGUAUGCAUUUGGAGAUUUUGUGUUCGUCACUUAAAAGCAUACACAAAGUAGCUGGUAGUUAAAUUUUGGCAAGGAUGGGUUCUGCCUGUUGUGUGGCUGCUAGCCCACGUAAACCAAGUCUGCACAAUGAUGGACCUUUCGCUGCAUGUCCAGAGGCAAUUUUAUCACUCUGGGAUGAUAAUUCAGAUAUUGAAGAUAUGUCAAGACCUGCAAAUUUUACAGCAAUUCAAAGGUCUGUCUCUUUAAACGGCAGAGGCAACAGAGUUUCAAAUUCAAAUAGUAUAAGUCAUCAACAGAAUCUUUCUGAAAAUAUUUUAGUAGAUUCAAGCCCCUCAGAUAGCUCUCGUGCACCACACUGGCCGAAUUCUCCUCUUUUGUUUGCUAAUAAUGGAGACCCUGUCACUGGAACUGCAGAUUCAAUUGUGGGUUCACAUAUAUCAGAAACAUUCUCCAACGAGGUAUGCUCAACUUCUAGUCCUUCAUUGAAUUCGAAUAUACCACAAUCGUUUACACCUUCAAUAAAUACAUUGGACAAUCUUCCAAGGCAGUCUAAAAGUCAGCCCAGUCGACCAGGUUGGUUCAAGAGUCAGCUCUCAUCAAAGCAAUCAUCAACCUUUAGUAGGUCUAUUUUCUCCAGGCACUUGCACCAUGCUUGCAAUAACAAGCAUUCCGGGGAACUCUCUGUUACACAGAUCCCUGAACUAGAUUCGCUAGACAGCAGCUCCCAGCCUGCAUCUGAUGGAAUGCGCUCCUCCAUGGUUGGUGAAAGUGGUUGCAGCUCAACAAUGGCUUCACGCAGUGUCUCUGAUUGGUGGUCAAUGCAAACAUUUUCAGAUCUUGUGGCUUCAUCAAAAAGAGAUGGUUUCCGUUGGAGUGAUGCAGAGAGUCCUCCAGAGAUUGGAUGGGUUACUGCAAGAGAAAGCAUGGAGGGAGAUUCUCUGCCAGUUGAAAGGAUUAAGGUCAACAAUUCACAAGCUGCUUACACAGCCUCUCAUUUGGAGGUUAAUACGUGUGGCAUUUGCUCACAUAAUUUGCCAUAUACCUCUGAAAAUAUGUUGCACAAUCUCUCUGUUGUUGCAGUGCUGUUUUGUGGGCAUGCCUACCAUGCAGAGUGUCUGGAGCAAGUGACGCCUGAAGCAAGUAAGCAUGACCCAUCAUGCCCUGUAUGUAUAGAAAGUGACGACAUAGUUUCCGAGCGUCUGGCUUAUCCAGCUGAGCAAGUUAUGAGAUCUAAAGGUGGGUUUUUGAAGGCUUUCAGGUCAAAGAGUCAAUUGUCUACCAAAAACAAACUGUCUAGAAGAGUUGCAAAUGAUGAUAUCCUAGUUCCUGAAUUCUUUUCUGGUGAGAUUCUUUUGUCUGGCAAUGAUCAGUUGUCCAAUGACUACUUUUCCAAACAGUCGUCCAGUGUACUUGGAAAGCAUUCAUUGAACAAACGUCUUUUUACAAGGCAUUUUUCAUUGAGGGGAAAAUCUAGGAAGGAACAUGCACCAAAUGAUACAGCUUGUAAAUUGCCAAUAACAUUAAGGGAUUCUGGGGAAAGCAGGAAAGUGAGCGACUUCUCACUGCUGCAUGCUAACAAAGGAUCUUCAAGUUCUUUUAGUUAUUUCAAAAGGCGGGUCUAAGAUAGAAAAUUUUGUAGAGUGGGAAAGGAUUCACUUUAUUUGUUUCUUCAGUCAGAAACUUUAGUUAUGUACACUGUUCUAAAAAAAGAACAUUAUAAACAAAAUAUCAUGAAUAUAUUACACAAAAUAUUCAUUGAAAAUAGAAAA